GCGAGCAGCAGCAGCAGCAGGAGAAGGAUAAGAAUAAGGAGGAGAUCCUGGCUGCUUGCGAGAGGACCGUGCAUUGUCGCUGGCUCUCUCUCUCUUUUGCUUUCUCUCUCUCUCUCCAUCCCUCCAUCCUUCUCUCUCUCUCUCCUGGGUAUGGGACUGGCGAUGCUGUAAGUGGCGUUCUGCAUUCUGCAUGAGCACAGCCAGGGAAACAGGCUAAGAGGGGGCUGGUCCUCUUGCCAAGACGUCGCUACUGGAUUUACCUGGACUGGAUCAGGAAGGGGACGGAGGACGUCUGACCGAAAGACGCCGCCAUGGCCCGGCUGAAUUGGUGUCUAGCGGCGGUUAUUAGCUGGGGAAAGUUCCUGUUUUCAUGCUUUUUCCCUUUGAGAGCAGCUAGGAGGGAUAAGCCGGACGACUUUGAGGGGGUCCAUUCCCACACUUUCAAGGUCAAGACUUUCAAGAAGGCCAAGAGCUGCGGGGUGUGCAAACAGGCCGUGACCAAGGAGGGCCUGGUCUGCAGAGUGUGUAAACUCUCCUGUCAUAAGAAAUGUGAGGUGAAGGUAGCCACAGCCUGUGCUCCCCCCACUAACUAUGAGCUGCCUCCAAGUAACGAUCUCCCCCUGAAGCAUGUAGAAACUCCAGGAUCCACAAAGUCCUUCAAGAGCACAGACUCCAGACGAAGGCCCUCCAGGACCCUGAGUCUGAUCCAGGCCAUGGAGGACAGUUACGAGGUGGACCUGGUGUACAUCACCGAGCGCAUCAUCUCCCUGUCCUUCCCUGGGGGGGUGGAUGAGCACAGCUACGGUGUGCACCUGCGUGAUGUCAUCACCAUGCUGCGCUCCAAACACCAGCAGCACUACCUGCUGCUGAACCUCAGCGAGCGACGGCAUGACAUCACCAAACUCAACCCAAAGGUGCUGGACUUCGGCUGGCCUGAUCAUCACGCUCCCGCUCUGGAUAAAAUCUGCAGCAUCUGCAAGGCCAUGGACACCUGGCUCAACGCUGACCCGCAUCAUGUAGUGGUGCUGCACAACAAGGGAAAUCGUGGGAGAACUGGGGUGGUCGUCGCUGCCUUUAUGCACUACAGCAACAUAUCAGCCAGUGCGGAUCAGGCUCUGGACAGGUUUGCCAUGAAGCGUUUUUAUGAGGACAAAGCCAUGCCUGUGGGCCAGCCAUCUCAGAAGAGGUAUGUGCAGUACUUUGCUGGACUUCUCUCUGGUCAUAUAAAGAUCAACAACAAGCCCCUGUUCCUUCAUCACGUCAUCAUGCACGGCAUUCCCAAUUUUGAGUCUAAAGGAGGAUGCAGACCGUUCCUGAAGAUCUACCAGGCCAUGCAGCCGGUAUAUACGUCUGGUAUAUAUAAUGUUCAAGGAGACAGUCACACAAGCAUCUGCAUCACUAUAGAACCAGGCCUGCUGCUAAAAGGAGAUAUACUGUUAAAGUGCUACCACAAGCGUUACCGGAACCCCAGUCGAGACGUGAUCUUCAGAGUGCAGUUCCACACGUGUGCGGUGCACGAUUUAGGGUUGGUCUUCAACAAGAACGACCUGGACGAGACCUUCAGAGAUGACAGAUAUCCAGAGGACGGGAAAGUGGAGUUUAUCUUCUCUUUUGGGCCUGAGAAAAUCCGAGGGCUGGAUCAUCUAGAGAAUGGCCCCAGUGUAUCUGUGGACUACAACACCCAGGAUCCUCUAAUCCGCUGGGACUCGUAUGAGAACUUUAACCGGCGGUGUGAGGACAUCACUGAUGAACUUGCUCACACUCAAGGCCCACUCGACGGCAGCCUCUACGCACAGGUGCGCAAGAAAGAUUCACUCGAGGGUGUCGUCAACGGUCUGCCAGCCAGCGACCGCAUUCCUCCCGCGGUUGAACAAGCCAUCCCUGCUGCCAACCACGCCCUUCCCCUGCCAGUCGCCAAUCACCCUCUCCCAGCUGCUGAUCACGCCUUGUCGGUGAGCAGUGACUCAGGCAAUUCCACUGCCUCCGUGAAGACCGACCGCACAGAUGACGCCCAACAGUCCCUUUCCUCGUCUGGCCCCGUGAGCCACUCGGUGCCUGAUGCCCCCAUUAGCCCUCGUGAAAAACGGGAGCUUGAGCAGCUGCUGAGUGGGCUUGAGGGCCCUCCGGUCCUUCCUCGCCAGGGAUUCCUUCCUGCAGCCAACACAAGUCCUGGGGCGGGCGUGCGACACCUCGUGCCGGCACAGGUCCACGUAAACGGGCGCACUGGCGCCGAGCGGGAGACGGAUAUCCUCGACGACGAAUUGCCUGACAGCCAAGUAGGGGACAACAGUGCUGAUAGUCUUGGCACUUUGUCGUCUUUCGAGGGCCGGGAGACUCCGGCAGACAGCCAGCCUCAAACCGAGUCGACAGUACUUGAGAUUGACAGGCAAGAGGGUGGUCUCCCUGACAGGAGGCCUGGAGUGAGUGCCAAGACAAUGCCCGUGCACCAGAUUAGAGGAUCAUCUUCGGCUCAGGAGCGCCUGGUGGACUACAGUGGGCAGAACGGAGGCAUGUAUCGCUCGCAGUCGUAUGGUGCACCUCUACUGGAUGGUCCCAGGUAUCUUCCACAAGCUCCAGAGCGCAGCACAAGCAGCAGAGAGGCUGUGCAGCGUGGUCUAAGUGCCUGGCACCAAUAUGGCUUGAUGGACGACCCCUUCUUCGGCCCUAACGCCGGUCUCCCUCGCUUCCCCACCCACGGUGGAGCUUCACAGCAGGACGUGGAGCAGUCUAUCGAGGCGCUCAACAUGCUCAUGCUCGACCUGGAGCCCCAUACGCCAGUGCCCAAGUCUCAGAGUGCUCCACCUGGAGAAAACAACUCAGUCUUCCAGCCAUUCUCCCAGACCCUGACCAGACCCUCCUAUCAAGCUGACCAGGCCAUCCAUAACUACACUGGUGCUCAACCUCUCUCCGUUUCCGCCAGCUUCGGCCAGUCCUCUCAGAGGUCGUCUCCCGCGUACCCAAUGACCCCACCCGCAGAGAUCCACCAGAGGCAGUACCAAUCCCCGCACUCUCCAUCGCCCACUUACCAACAAGACCCCUACAGCUUACGAGGAGGCUCGGUCACCACCCCGUCACCAACCAUGCCCCUGCCAUCACCCAUCAAGCCUCAGACCAUCUACCCAGGAGGUGGGGUGGUGUCCUACUCUCCAGACCUGCAGGGUCCGUCCCCGUAUCCCCCCACUCAGCGGAGCUACAGCGCGUCCUCCUCCCCGCUGCCCCCUGUUACCCCUGCUAAAGAACCUGAGCCUGAACCGGAGGAGAGCCUCAAUCUUGAAGGACUGGUGGCCCAUCGCGUGGCAGAGUACAACGCUCGCAUCCGGGGCAUCUCCGAGAGUAUGUCCAACCAGCCUGAACGCCAUCGUUCCUAUUCUUUCUCCGGAUCACGCUCACACAUGGUAACACCAGACGAGGCUGUGUCCGGCACUCGCCGCCGCACCACCAGCGAGGGCCAAUACAAUAACAGCCACGAAGAUAACCCCGCCCCUGCUGGAGGCGUGCACGCUCCAGUACACUUCGUAUCACCAGACUUCGUCAACACCAUCGCGCUGAACCCAGGAGGACGACCUAAAGAGGGACACGUGCACAGCUACAGAGAGGCCUUCGACGAUGUGGACCCAGCAGCCGUUAGCCCCACCCCCAGCAGUGUCGGUGAGGCACUACCUCUGACCCCCGCCUUCCCUGUCUCGCCCAUCACCUCGCCACAGACCCCAUACUUCAACCUGUGUCGCUCGCCCCCUGGAUUGGCCAAAACUCCCCUCACUGCUCUGGGCCUGAAGCAAGGCAAUCCGUCUGAGGCCUUCUUUCAGCACAGCAGCUCAGAUUCAGAUUCUAGUGAGGAAUUAGAAGAACCGCACGGUUAUAUGGGCUCUGUAUUUCAAGGAGGCAACCUGGCAGCCCCCAUCCCCAGCAGACCAGUCCAGCCCCCCCACUCCUUCACCCCUCCUCAGCCUGCCAGCAGCGCCAUCUACAACCCUGAUGGGAGUAUAAGGAUGACUAAUCCAGCGCACACCAGUGAGCCAGUUUUCCCCUCCUUCCCAUCAGAGCCAAUCCGUGCCCCUCUCUUCCCCGACCCCCUGGGCUACCUCGACCCCGAAGAGGCCACCGUUAACGUUAUGGGGGUGCACCGAGUCCCCGGCAGCCCCAACACCCUGCACCGCACCGUGGCCACCAACACGCCCCCCAGCCCCGCCCUCCAGCGGCGCCUCGGCAGCCAGAGCAGCCCGGCCAUGACCCGCCGCAUGGCGCCCAGCAACGGCAGCAGUGAACCAACCACCCCCAACAGCCCCCUGCUGGGGCGCAACGGCAAGUUCAUCCCCCCCAGCCCCGUGCUGAACCGAAUCCCCUCCCCCCGUAACCCCAGCCCGGACCGCAGACCCGCCCCCAGCGGGCAGGUCACGCCCGACGACCGGCAGGGGGCGCUGUCCAGGCAGAGCAUGUCCUCUGUUGGACCCAACACUGCCCUGAUGUCUUCCUUCCCUCUGGAGCAGCCGCAGCUCCCGGUUAAACGGGCGGAGGUUGGCGUGGAGAGGCUGGAGCGAGAGACGGUAGACAGUGCCCAAAACGGCAAGACCUCAACCCCAACACCUGCCCCCAGCGGAGUCAGUACCUCCAGUCCUGCCCCACGCUCCCCACAGGAGCCUUCCCUAGUUUCCAUUUACGCUGAUGGACCUCCAGAUAUCAAACUCAACGUCAAGUUUGUUCAGGAUACGUCCAAGUUCUGGUACAAACCAGACAUCUCAAGGGAGCAAGCCAUUACUCUGCUGAAAGAUCGAGAGCCGGGAGCGUUCGUCAUCCGCGACAGCCAUUCGUUCAGAGGGGCGUACGGCCUCGCCAUGAAGGUGGCCUGUCCUCCACCAACAGUACAGCAGAACAAGAAAGCUGCAGACAUGACUAACGAGUUGGUUCGGCACUUCCUGAUCGAGACCAGUUCUAAAGGCGUCCGGUUGAAGGGAUGUCCUAACGAGCCACACUUCGGGUGUCUGUCUGCACUGGUGUAUCAACACUCCAUCACACCCUUGGCUUUGCCAUGCAAGCUUAUGAUCCCCACCAGAGAUCCAAAUGAAGAGGCGUUGGAGUUGGUCACACCCACAAGUUCUGCAAUGGAUCUUCUUAAACAAGGAGCAGGGCCACCAAAGCCUCCUGAAGAGUAUCAUGCGUGUAAUGUUCUCUACAUAAACUCAGUGGAUAUGGAGUCUCUGACCGGCCCUCAGGCCGUGGCCAAAGCCAUCAGCGAGACGCUGGCCGCCAACCCUCCUCUCUCAGCAACCGUCGUCCACUUUAAAGUGUCCUUGCAGGGCAUCACUCUCACUGACAAUCAGAGGAAGGUCUUCUUCCGUCGUCAUUACCCUAUCAACACAGUCACGUACUGCAACAUAGACCCACAAGAGAGAAAGUGGAACAAGGCAGAUGGAGGCUUAGCAAAGCUCUUCGGAUUCGUGGCCCGAAAACAAGGAAGCACAACGGACAACGUAAGCCACCUGUUUGCUGAGCUGGAGCCCGACCAGCCGGCCACAGCCAUCGUCAACUACGUCUCUAAAGUGAUGCUGAGCUCGCAGAAACCCUGAACAACUGCCCUGCCCUGGUGGCCAUCUCCAGUUCUUCUCUCUCUCUCUGUCUCUAUGUCUCUCUCUCUCCGUGAGUGUGUUUUUCUCCCACCAAAGAGGAUUUUGUUAUUCAUUUCUUUGUUUUUCUUCAGUGUGGACAUAACUCGGUUGUCUCCUUGGAUUGAGAAACACAUGGCGGUCGGGUUCUUCACUCUGGCAACUUUUUUUCUUCUUGCGAAGAUUUCAGACGUGUCUCCAGAAGGAUUCAGAGUGAAGAUCAGAUCAGAGGUGGAGUCUGAGAAGGUGCCAAAGGUGUCGUAGAGUUGAGGAUAUGAUCGACCGGGACGCGGCGUGUCCCGAUAACCUUACGGACAAAAUGAAGUUUGUGCUUUGUGUAUAAAAAGGAAGUUUAAAAAAGGAAAAAUAGACGUUUUGAGGAUUUUAAGGAUUUUAAGGAUGAUUUUAAAGGAUUUUUAAAGGAUUUUGUGCAAGAAGAUACAGGUUGAACAACCAAAGGUAGAGCUCAGAAAAAAAAAAAGUAUGCCAUAAGGGACAAUUUAUUCCAUUUGUUUUUGUAAUGGAUCAGAUUGUUGACGCAGACACGUGUUGAAAAUAUAAAAUCCCGCGGGAUUAACGUAAGUGUCUGUGCUUCUGUACAAAAAAAAAAGAAA
Molecule: messenger RNA, 6214 nt
Organism: Astyanax mexicanus (Mexican tetra)
Lineage: Eukaryota; Metazoa; Chordata; Actinopteri; Characiformes; Acestrorhamphidae
Gene: tns1a
Product: tensin 1a
Exons: 35
Coding region: 312-5564 (1750 amino acids)
Biological process (GO): fibroblast migration
Molecular function (GO): protein binding
Source: RefSeq, a predicted model, not a curated record